AUGGCAGAGGAGAACAAGACGUCAGUGACAGAGUUUGUUCUCACUGGACUCACAGAUCUCCCUGAACUUCGGACCCCUCUCUUCUUGGUGUUCUUAGUGAUCUGCCACAACAUGGUGGGGAAUAUUGGGCUGGCUGUGCUUGUUUGGAUGGACUCUCACCUUCACACACCCAUGUACAUAUUCCUCAGUAGUUUAGCUUUUUCAGAUGCUUUGACUUCCUCUUCAGUGACCCCUAAAAUGCUGGUGAAUUUCUUAACUAAGAAUAAAAUUAUGUCCUUUCUGGAAUGCAUAGCCCAAUUUUAUUUUUUUGGUGCCAGUGCAACCACAGAAUGUUUUCUCUUGGCAGUGAUGGCAUAUGACCUAUAUGUAGCCAUAUGCAACCCUCUCCUUUAUCCAGUGAGGAUGUCCAAUAGACUGUGCAGCCAGCUGGUGAUUAUUUCAAAUGUAGUUGGCUUUCUUCAUUCAAUGAUUCAUGUGGGUUUGUUAUUCAGAUUAACCUUUUGCAGGUCAACUAGUAUACAUUACUUCUAUUGUGAAAUCUUACAGUUGUUUAAAAUUUCCUGUACUGACUCAUCUAUUAACACACUGGUAGUUUUCAUUUUCUCUGCCUUUAUUCAAACUUUCACUUUUACGAUCAUCGUAAUCCCUUAGGCUUAUGUCCUCUCUGCUACCCUAAGGAUUAAAUCUGAAAAGGGAAGGAGCAAAGCCUUCUCGACAUGCAGUGCCCAUCUGCUCUCUGUCUCCUUAUUCUUUGGAACUCUUUUCUUUAUGUAUAUGUGUCCUGGAUCUGGCACUACUAAAAAUCAGGAUGUAACGUAUUCCUUGUUUUACACUAUCAUAAUCCCCCUGUUAAACCGAUUUAUCUACAGCCUGAGAAAUAAAGAGGUCCUUAGUUCCUGA
Molecule: messenger RNA, 900 nt
Organism: Phascolarctos cinereus (koala)
Lineage: Eukaryota; Metazoa; Chordata; Mammalia; Diprotodontia; Phascolarctidae
Product: olfactory receptor 5AC1-like
Biological process (GO): G protein-coupled receptor signaling pathway
Cellular component (GO): membrane
Molecular function (GO): G protein-coupled receptor activity; olfactory receptor activity
Source: RefSeq, a predicted model, not a curated record